GCCGGCCCGCAGUUGCCGCAUAGUGCUGCGAUUUUAGGUCUUCCUCCCAAGCGAUGCGGCGAGACAGAGCGACCCGAUAGGUUCCCCCGCGACCGGAGCGCCGCCAUGGACGCCCUUCCUCCUCCGGUUCCGACGGCCUUUCCUUCUCCCUCUACUACUUCCCCACCUCCAGCGCUCCCCUUCUUGGUCGGUUCGUCGGCUCCUCCCUCGAUUCCCAUCUUGGUCGGCGACGGGCAGCCGGAGGCUAGGCCGGAAAUGAAGGCAAGCAAGAUAUGGUUCGAUGGCGGAGAGCCACAUCCUGGCACGGACGGCGUGGGGAGGGUGGACGGCCAAGAGAUCGAUGGCGGUGAUCCACAACCUGGCACAGACGACGGUGCUGAUCCACAGUUGUGCAUCGACGUCGGCGGCAAGAAGCGGUCGCAGUGCAAUAACAAUGAGCGCAGGAAGCCCAACAAAAGCUCCAUCAUCCCCACCAUCAACAAGGUGCGCUGUCAUGGCUGCCAGAUGCAGAAUCCAUGGGGGCAAACCAUGUUCGCUGUCGUACGGAAGCCAUGCCACAAUGGGCAUGCAUGACACUUAUUCAAUGGCUCAGGACCAUCGAGCAUGAUCAAGAAGAAAUACAGAAUGUUCUGAGCAGGUAUGUACAUUCCAACGACAGAUGCUCUAUUUCAAAAUUCUAAGCUUCCUGGCGGUUUUAUCUUGGUGACGAUAUGCUAUUGCUUCAGAUAUUAGAAAGCUGAAAUGAUCAGAAUAAUUUAAAUAUAAAAUGUUUAUAAGAACAGGUAUCAGAAUAAUUGCAGCCGUAUUGGUACUCUUGGCACAUCCUAUGCGAUGCUAUUAUCAGAAAAAAUGGAACGGUAGCAAUUCCAUUAUGACACAUGCUUGGCUAAAUCACCUGUCACCAGGACAUGUACAAAUUUCGGAGCCCACUCCAUCCAUAGACUUAGGAAUGUGCCGUCUCUCACCCCCAUCAAGUACCAUGCUUUGAUCCAAGUUGGUGCUCAGAGAAUUGUUUGCAGAUGACUGGGAUAAAAUUCUGAAUUUAAAUUUGUUUAAAAGAAUAUUACAUAUGUGAGUACUGAGUAUAAUGCAAAACAAAAAUUGACCUUCUCGGCUCAAUCCUCUAUCAAGAAGCAUAUGAAAAUCAUAAAAUUAAAGUAAUCUGAUUAUCUAUGAAAUACCUUAGUUUCAAAUGGAGUUGAGAUGACCACUAUAUAAGAGUUGCGUGUUAUGAAUCUACAUACAGGAUUGGUAAGUAUUUGUUGUUUACUCGACAGUUUACCUUUAAAUACGACAUUGCAUUGUGUUUCACAGUGUAAACUGUUUGUAUGCAAAACUAAGAUCGAUGACUUGCAGCGCAACCAGAACUGGUGUUUUCUUUCAUGUGAUGGUUGUACUUGGAAGUUAAUUCUAGAAGAUACUGUUUAGAGGUAUUCCGAGGAGCAUGCUCAAACUAAACCACGAGCCUACUUAAUAGGAUUUUAGUUUACUUCAAAUAAUUAUUAUAUUGCAGCAGGAGAAAGCUUUGUUGUUGAGGUGGUUUUAUUUUGUGAUAUAUUACCUCUGUACAGGUAAAACGUCUUAUAAAUCGGUACAGAGGGAGUAGGCCAAGACUGAAAUCAGUAAAAGUGUUAAUGUUCCGGUGACUGAAACCCAUAUGUGGUGUCUAUCGAGCCUGCGGAAAUCUCUAUUUUGGUUUGGAGGAAUUAGUUCAUGGGUGUCACCAUUUCAUAGUAGUAAUUCUUAGAGAAGACCUCCCUUUCCAAGUCCUUCGGUUUUACCAAUAAGGCUACAUUAUUUUUGCUGCCUUUGCAUCAUCUGGAUCAGAUGCCGGCAAAACAUGGUUCAGGAUUAUUACAUGCUUUUCUGUUUGCAUUGUGUAAUACUCACCUAUUGUUUGCUAAAGCCUGGCAAGGAAGUGGCGACAAGGGGGUCGAGUCACCUGGGAUUGAUGCAGCUCUUCUUUCAGGAUCAGACACUCCACCUGCUGUUUUGGUUUGUAUGGAAACGGUUAUUAGUUUAGCCCUUUCAACCCAGUGACUUAUAAUGUUCAAUUGAGGAAGCCUCUGCCACAGAAUCGACGGGCAGUGAGAAGUCCGGGGAUAUAGUUGAUGCCAUCUGACCAAUUUUCCAAAAAAUGCAGUGCCUCGGGCGUUGAUUUAUUGUUGCCUCACAUUUCGUAGAUGGUUGUUGGUCGCCGGCAUUGAAGAAAAUUUGUUUGACAAUGCACAAAGAGGUCGACCAUAUGUUUCAUGCCGAGACAUUAUGGUUGCUGGACUACAUCCAUUUUGAUUGUAUCCUAUUUGCCUUUUUUUAGGCCAGCCUAUGAAUAAAUGUAUCAACAGCGACAAACUUUUUAUUUGUUGCGGACUAAGAGGUGAAAUUGAGGUCAUGAUGUUGUCUACCCUAUUCA
Messenger RNA from Lolium perenne, 2413 nucleotides. The record is from RefSeq and is a predicted model, not a curated record. Lineage: Eukaryota; Viridiplantae; Streptophyta; Magnoliopsida; Poales; Poaceae.